AUGUUCCUCGCGUAUGAGACAGUCAAACUCAAAAUUGGUCAAUACGAUCGCAAACCUUUACAGGAGAGAUCAAGCCAUACGCAAUGGGCACCAUGGGUUACGUUCAAUUGCAAAUACUUUCCUUUUCAAUUUCACCGACUUCAAUAUAACAUAAAAGGUUCAUCACCGAUAACCAUACAACCGCGUACUUGGAUGACGACACCACAUUCAGUUAUGCCUCCGUCAACCACUAAUACUUUAACCAAUCAAUGUAGUACCAAAGACACUUGUAAAUGCAACCCGGCAGAAGAUACGGUGUCAUGCUACUGCACACAAAAUGACAUAUCUCAAACGCGUCAAUUAGCGAAAGUACUGCCGCUACCGAUUCCGAAUGGAAUAGUAGCAGCUGGCCCCAAAAAGAUACCCCAAAUUCAUACAACCGCUUUUUCCAUAGAAUUAGCCAUAACUCUCAAUCCAAAAUUUCUUCACAUAGCACAAAACCUUCUCGAUUUCAAGUGCAAUGUCGUAAACACUGGUUUUAGCGGCUGCUACAACUGCUUUAAGGGAGCUGUGGCUACGUUCGACUGCACAUCAGAUGUGCCUGCCGCAAUUGCGCAAGUAACACGCGGCAUACGCCAGUUCGUACUUACAUGCACCAGAGAAGGACACGUAAACAAAGUCAAACUGUUUUUCAAUCACGCACGCGUAAAAGAACAGUGUCGCGUUCAGCGCAGCUCUCACACUACGAUCCUAGAACUUCAAGGAUUGUUAAAUUAUAUCAGUGGAGUAAGACCAUUCUGGAAAUACUCCAGAGUGUGGCAAAAUACACCUCAAGACGAUCCACAUUUUCAAAUCGAUUGGGAUUUUCCCGAUAAAACUUAUUUCCUUGACAUCUGCAAACAGUUCUACAUCUUUACUGCAAUCAUCCUCAUCAGCCUGCCAGGCGCCAUCAUUAUCAGUACAACAUAUCUCUGCGCAACCAAAACAGCGCAGCCAACGACAGCCUCAACGGCUUCCACAGUCCCUGGCUUUUGCUACCAACCGACUAGUGAAGCUCCUUCUCUGUCUACCUAUGCGAAUUAUCUUUCUGUUAUGUAG
Molecule: messenger RNA, 1077 nt
Organism: Cooperia oncophora
Lineage: Eukaryota; Metazoa; Nematoda; Chromadorea; Rhabditida; Trichostrongylidae
Source: the annotation of a GenBank genome assembly